Molecule: messenger RNA, 3069 nt
Organism: Synchiropus splendidus (mandarinfish)
Lineage: Eukaryota; Metazoa; Chordata; Actinopteri; Syngnathiformes; Callionymidae
Exons: 19
Coding region: 140-2707 (855 amino acids)
Biological process (GO): negative regulation of endopeptidase activity
Molecular function (GO): serine-type endopeptidase inhibitor activity
Source: RefSeq, a predicted model, not a curated record
ACUUUCCCAUGCCACAGCCUGAUCUGCUUCGGCUGAGGCGUGUCUAUAACCAAAGGAUCGUGACUACAGAACCGGUCUUUCAUUUAACUUGGGUGAACCUGGUAACCUGCUUAAUUCAAGUCAAGGAUCCUAAGGCACCAUGGCAUCCUUUGAGAAAAUCUCCAAAGCUAACACCACAUUCAACUUGAAUUUGUUGAAGAAGAUCAGUGAGGAUGAAAAAACCUCCAACAUCUUCUUGUCCCCGUUGAGUAUCUCAGCAGCACUGUCGAUGCUGAUGUUGGGUACCGGGGGCAACACACUCAAGCAGAUGUCAGAGGUUCUAUGUUUCACUGAGGCUGACAAUCCAGAUGGAUCAAUGCAGACUCUGAUGCAGGAACAGAGUCAGAUGCGGUCACAGAUGCUGACACGGCUGCAGAUGCGCACCCAAAUUCAGCAGUCGAGCAGGCUUCCACACUACCUCCUGAAGUGCAUGAAGCCUGAUAGCAGCGCUGAUGUCAUCCAUGAGGACUUCUCCAAACUGCUGAAAGAGCUCCAGAAGAUUUCGUCUCUCAAACUCACCAACAGGCUAUAUGGAGAUAAGAGCUUCGAAAUCCUUCCGGGAUUCUUAAAGGAAACCGGGGAGAAAUAUGGGGCAGAACUCGAGUCUGUGGAUUUCAAAGGUGCAGCUGAGGACGCUCGGAUCAACAUCAACGGCUGGGUGGAGAAGAACACUGAGAGCAAAAUCAAAGACCUCCUGGCUAAGGGCACUGUGGACGCUUCAACCGUUCUGGUGCUUGUCGAUGCCAUUUACUUCAAGGACAAAUGGCUUCAGCAGUUCAACAAAGACGAUACGGUUGAAGCCCCUUUUAGAAUUAACAAGAAUGACACAAAGACAGUGAAAAUGAUGCGUCAAACGGGUCAGUUCAAUUCAACUCAAAUAGCGGAUCAACAUUUCCAGCUACUGGAGAUGCUUUAUGAAGGGGAGGAGCUGAGCAUGAUCAUCCUGCUGCCUGAUGACGUGGAGGAUGAUACCACUGGACUGGAGAAGCUUGAGAAGGACCUGACCUAUGACAAACUCAUGGACUGGAUGAAAUUGAUGACUAAAUAUGAAGUGCAAGUGCAACUGCCUCAGUUCAAGCUGGAGCAGACCUACCAGAUGAACGACAUCCUGACAAGCAUGGGCAUGGUGGACGCCUUUGAUGUCUCCAAGAGCAACUUCUGCCGCAUGUCCACGGCAACCAAUCUGGUGGUCUCAGAAGUCGUCCACAAAGCGUUUGUGGAGGUGAAUGAGGAGGGAACUGAAGCUGCUGCUGCCACUGGUGUUGUUGUUAGUGAACGUUCCAUUGUGAUUCCACGUGUCUUCAAUGCAGACCAUCCAUUCCUCUUCUUCAUUAUUCACAAAGCAUCAAUGUCAGUCUUAUUUGCUGGCCGGUACUGUAAUCCGGAUGUCAUGGGUGGCGUUCUCAUGAGGUACUGGAAAGCCACCAAAAUUAUUCUGUCUCAUACAGGCACCAUGGCAACUCUGGAGAAGCUCGCCGAGGCCAACGCUGCGUUCUGCUUGAAUUUGGUCAGGAUGCUAAGUGAGGGUGACGCCUCAAACGUCUUCUUCUCCCCGUUCAGCAUCUCAGCAGCUUUGUCUAUGGUGAUGUUGGGAGCCAGGGGCAGCACACAGACUCAGAUAUCGCAGGUGUUAUGCUUUACUGAAGCAGAGAGAACGGAUCCAGACCAACAACAUGGAUUAAUGCAGUCGCAGACUCUGAUGCAGACGCAGGUUCCUAAUGUAGUUGACAGCAGUGAUGAAGCCAUCCAUGAGGACUUCUCCAAGAUGCUGAAACAGCUCCAGGAAAUCUUGUCGGUCCACUUUGCCAGCAGGUUGUAUGGAGAAAGGAGCUUCGGGUUUUUGGAGGGAUUUCUAAAAGAAACCAAGGACAAAUAUGGUGCGGAACUCGAGCCUGUGGAUUUCAAAACUGCUGCUGAGGGGGUUCGGCUCGCCAUCAACGAGUGGGUGGAGAAGAACACUGCAGACAAAAUCAAGAACCUUCUGCCUGAGGGUUCAGUGGACAGCUCGACCGCACUGGUGCUGGUAAACGCCAUCCACUUCAAGGACAAAUGGCUUCAUCAGUUCGACAAAGAGGAUACACUUCAAGCUCCUUUCAGAAUGAGCAAGGGUAAGAAAAUGACAGUGCCAAUGAUGCAUCAGAAGCGCAAGCACAGGUACCUUCAUAACCAAGAAAGCAAAAUAAAGAUGCUGGAGAUGUCUUAUAAAGAUGAGCGGCUGAGCAUGAUCAUCCUGUUGCCCGAUGAUGUGGAUGGUGGAUUGGAGAAGGUGGAGAAGGAGCUGACCUUCAAAAAGCUCAUGGGCUGGAUUGGAUCGAUGAGUCUACGUGAAGUGGACGUGAAACUGCCCAAAUUUAAGUUGGAGAAUAUGUAUGACAUGAACGACAUCCUGAUGAAAAUGGGCAUGGUGGACGCCUUCAACCUCUCCAACAGCAACUUCACCGGCAUAUCUUCGGCAUUCAAUCUGGUGCUUUCCAAAGUGGUCCACAAAGCGUUUGUGGAGGUCAAUGAGGAGGGAACUGAAGCGGCAGCUGCCACUGGUGUCAUGUUUACAACAACCGCCUUUGAGAUGCCGCUUUUCUUUCAUGCAGACCGUCCAUUCCUCUUCUUCAUUUUUCACAAACCAACCAUGUCAAUCUUAUUUGCUGGCCGAUACUGCAAUCCAGAGUGAUGCAUUCAUUAGACGCAAAAACGAGACAGGGAAUUGAGAUGGCAGGAAUUGGCUUUGGUACAAAUGCCACUCUACAACUCCUCUAUGAAUGAAGGGGUUAUUUGUCUUAAUGGUUCUCAUCCAUUUAUUUUUAGUCUUGCACCACAGCUAUGAUUGUGUGUUUCAUGUUUCAUUCGGUUUUUUACAUAUUUUUUCCCAGGAAGCAUAGUAAAAAUAAGGCUUGUUGUUUUAUUGGAUCGGUAAGAAAGCAACUGGGUGAUCAUGACGAAACAUUUUAAUUUUAAAAAGCUUGUGUGUGAGCUUGUGCACCUACAAACGCAAUUUUGUUAAUUACCACAAAUAAAUAAAUUUCAAGUAAGCGG